AUGAUAAAGAGGAGGUUCUUCAAGCUCGACCACGGUGAUAGAGAUGCCUCGGAUCCAUCUUCUUCUUCUUCCGACUCUGAGCUUGAAGCCGAAGCAGAAUCAGCUGAAGAAGAAUCAGAGGAUGAUGCUACAGCAGAAGUGAAACCAAAUGAUGAUGAACCCGGUUCAACUUCUUCAGGGUAUGCAAGUGAGGAUAGCUCUGCUAAUGAUGUUGAUGUUGACUCAACAGGUAUGCUAUUCAGUGAAGAUGAUGCUGGAGCUAUAAAUGAAAAACCCAUGCUUUUUAACAAGGAGUUGCUGAGUAAAUGUGACACUGAAAAGUCUAAUGUGAUAACUGAACAGAAAUCUUUGCUGGAAGAUGUACCAUCCUAUGUCUUAAAACACAAAUCAGUAUUUAAGUGCAAGAUAUGUCCCCGAAUUACCUGUUUAUCAGAAAACACUUUGAGGGAUCAUCUCCAAUCAAAGAGACAUGCUCGAUCUGAAAAACUACUUAGUGAGGGUAGACUGAAGGCUGUUCUCAAUAGUGAUGGUGAAAUUGAGAAUCAAGAGGUAGCAGAGAUCCAAACUAAAGAUACCGAUGAUAAUGCUGAGAAGAAUCGCAAAGGGCAGAAGCAGCAUAAAAAAAGAUUGAGAAAGAAGAAAAGUGACAGACCAAGGACAAGGAAAAUGCCUUCAACGAAAGGAACUGCCAAGAGAAGUCGAAAUAAAUGA
Molecule: messenger RNA, 711 nt
Organism: Sphenostylis stenocarpa
Lineage: Eukaryota; Viridiplantae; Streptophyta; Magnoliopsida; Fabales; Fabaceae
Source: the annotation of a GenBank genome assembly